Dermacentor albipictus is the source of this 3149-nucleotide messenger RNA. RefSeq names its product alpha-1,3-mannosyl-glycoprotein 2-beta-N-acetylglucosaminyltransferase-like. Gene Ontology annotation, biological process: protein N-linked glycosylation. Gene Ontology annotation, cellular component: Golgi apparatus. Gene Ontology annotation, molecular function: alpha-1,3-mannosylglycoprotein 2-beta-N-acetylglucosaminyltransferase activity. The record is from RefSeq and is a predicted model, not a curated record. NCBI's taxonomy places the organism in Eukaryota, Metazoa, Arthropoda, Arachnida, Ixodida, Ixodidae.
CGCAAACACUUCAGCAUGUGGUUGCACACAGUGUGCACUACAUCGGCGCUCGAGGAUCGCCUAUUGCCCUUGAACCCACGGAGCUUCCCUAUCGUAACCGGCGUGAGGCCGGCUGCUGUGAACCCGCUUAUCUUUCGCAACCGUGGUGGCACAUUGGACGUGGCAAUUUCGUCUGCUGAUCGCCUCCGAGUGGCCUUGCCAAUAGUACGCUCGUGUGUAACCGUUGCGCUCUGUCGCAUAAGAUGAAUCCGGACAGUGCCGUUGUGCGUGUUGUGGUUUGUAACAACAACUUCCGACUGUUUCCUUGACUGUACGGUCGUUUUGCGUUCGCUGGUUUCCUCUGCCGUCGGCAUUACGGGUCGCAUUUACAUCAAACUAACUUCGCUAUGACCUGGAGAAAAUUGCUAUGUUGCAAUGCGUAAAAGAAACUUCUUUUUAUUUGUUUCACUUGCAUUUUUAACAUGGGGAGGCAUAACGUACCUUCUUUUCCUUCAGCGGCCAUUGACAGGGAAGGUUUUCCGCCCUGGGAAGGUUCAAGCUCAGUUAGAUCUAUUAGAGCAAGAGCUCGCCGAACAAGGUCGUGCAAAUGCAAAGCUCCUUGGCAGCUUGCGAGAGCUAAAAGAAAAGCUUCUGCAGGCCCAGAAUGAGAGCCAUGGCCAGCCCACCAAGGACAGUCCGGUCAUCGCUGUCCUGCUCUUUGCGUGCAACAGGGUCACGGUGAAGCGCCCCAUUGACCAGCUGCUGCAGUACCGGCCUUCCAAGAAGCAGUUCCCCAUCAUAGUGAGCCAAGAUUGCAACCAUGCCCUGACCUCCAAAGCAAUUCAAGACUAUGGUGACCAACUCACUCUUAUUAAGCAACCUGACCAAAGUGACAUUCCAUUAGUGGGCAAGGAGAAGAAAUUUAAAGGCUACUACAAGAUAGCACGGCACUAUGGCUGGGCACUCAACAAGACUUUCUUUGAAUUCAAUUAUGACACGGUACUCAUUGUUGAAGAUGAUUUGGAGCUGUCUGUAGACUUCUUUGAAUACUUCCUAGCAUUGCACCCAAUUCUGAAGAGUGACCCAACACUCUUUUGUGUCUCAGCGUGGAAUGACAAUGGCAAAGCAGGACUUGUAGCAGAUGACCCAGAGUUGCUUCACCGGUCCGACUUUUUCCCUGGCCUUGGGUGGAUGAUGACCAAGGAUAUGUGGGUUGAGAUGAGCCACAGGUGGCCCAAAGCGUUUUGGGAUGACUGGAUUCGGCAACCUGAACAGAGGAAGGACAGAGCCUGUAUUCGACCAGAAGUUUCGCGUACCAAGACUUUUGGCAAAAUUGGAGUCAGCAAUGGGCUUUUUUAUGAAAAACACCUCAAAUUUAUCCAACUCAACAAAAAGUUUGUGCCUUUUACGAGCAGAGAUCUCAGCUACCUGAAAAAGGAUAACUACGAUGUAGCUUUUGUGAAGGAGGUGUACGGCUCACCACUGGUCACGGUGAGCCAGGUUCUCAAGGGCAGCUUGGAGACUAAAGGGGCAAUUCGCAUCACCUACACCUCCAAGGAGCAAUUCAAGAGUAUUGCAAAGAAGCUCUCCAUCAUGGACGACUUCAAGUCUGGUGUACCAAGAACUGGUUAUCGUGGGGUGGUCUCUCUCCUCUACAAGGGUCGUCGAGUGUAUUUGGCACCUCCAGCGGACUGGAAAGGCUACAACAAGUCGUGGUCUUAGCACCGAGCUCAACUCCUCCAAGUGUGCAGCAGUUUGUACGUGUGUGGGAUGAAGCAGCCAUGCCAAGCUCUCCAGUACCUCUCCUCUCCUGCGACAUCUCACCAUUUGCAUCGCAGCAUUGUUAUUCCACAUCACCCCAUCACAUUCUUUCCCAUUCUUGUUUCUUCUGUGCAUCACAGCAUCUGUUCCAUGCUGCUUGCAGCAUUAUUGUUCAGUUUCUUGUGCGUGCAAGUGCCUAGGAUAGGAUGGGCGGGAAAAAAAAGGUGAAGGGAGAGGGUGGCGACUGUUUUUUGUGCCUGUGACAUCAUUUUACCUCUGAACAUCCCCUUUGUUGCUCCUACGCCAGUGAUAAGCUUCUGCCUUGCAAACUUCGCUUGAUAAGUUUUUUUAUUUUAUUUAUUUGAUGGCCACUGUGCAAUGAUCUUGUUUUCGCCUGCCGUGUGCUCCCAGUUCAUUCCUCUCAUGCACCUGAAACAACAGUGGUCGUGUCAUGUAAGGCAGGACUGAAGCAAGUAUACCUAACUGUGAUUUCUUGAUCAUAUAUAUAUAUAUAAUGUUCACAAAUGAAAAAAUACUAAUUUGGGUGUGCAAGCGUGAGUGGUCAACACCUUUCCAACCCAGUCCAUUCAAGAUGUCUGUGUGUUCUGGGUCAGGCUUAAUGGGUGGCAGCUCUGGUACAGGAGUUUGGGUUUGAAUGUUCACUUCACAUACAUUAUGCAUGCAUCACUGAAAUGAUGCAGUGGAUGAGGUAUGUUUUGCUUUUGGUGGCGGUGCAGCCAUGUCAUAGUUAAAAAACUGCUGCUCUUGCAGACCUUAGAGACCGCAUCAGAGACCCCCCCACAUGAUGGGGAAAACAACUGCAUGCCACGUUGAAGUUGAGGCACUUGCUCACCACGUCUGUUCCCUCUCCAGUGGUCUCGCACUGCAGAUUGUUUCAAAAGUGAAUGGCAUUGCUCUGUUCACAGCGGCUGCAUUUUUAUUUCCUUUGGUCUGUCCCAAGGGGUUGUAUAUUUCUUGUACAUAUGCUGCAUUAUAAUGAACUCCUUUACUGAGGUUUAAGUGAACGGUUACGAUGACUGAUGUUUUAAAAGCUCUGUACAGCUGUCAUGUUUGCUUUUCUUACGUAACCAGAUUGGAGUUGUUUUGACACUGGACAAGUGCAUCUUCAAGGUGAUUGUGGUGAAUGGCAGGUUGUUGAUAGUGGGAUGACGUGCAUGUUCAGUGUUCUCAUGAAUGUCCUUCUGGCGUUUCCUUUUGCAAGCGUUCAGUGUGUGCAGGCUUUUGCUCGGAUGACAGACCAUUUCUUUAUAAUGAAGCUUUGCAUUACGUGGAAUACGUUUUAUGUAACUGGAUGAGCCAUGCCCUGCAGCCGCAUGAUGCGUUGUUGCCUGUAAUAUAUAUAUAAAAGCAAGACUGUUAGCAAAUAAAUAUUUAUAACUGCACAGCCA